This is a messenger RNA of Amaranthus tricolor (Joseph's coat), 4332 nucleotides long. RefSeq lists its product as uncharacterized. Bases 116 to 610 code for a protein of 164 amino acids. The transcript is spliced from 3 exons. The record is from RefSeq and is a predicted model, not a curated record. Lineage: Eukaryota; Viridiplantae; Streptophyta; Magnoliopsida; Caryophyllales; Amaranthaceae.
UGAUUAUGAUUUCCAAGUAUACAUUUCCAAUCCCAAUCUCCCUUUUCAAACACCCAAUUCGGCUUCAACAUUUUUGUACAAGUGUGGAAACGCAAAGAGGAAUCUCUGUUGAGAAAUGUCGCUAGUUGACUACGCAUCCUCCGACGAGGAAGAAGAUGCUUCCGUUGCAGAACACCAAGAAACUCCUCCUCAACCUUCAACAACCGCUGCUGCUUCUCAACGUUCCGUAUUUCAACCAUGCUCAAUCAAGACAACAUAUGAUCAACAAUCACAAGAUGCCACAUCUUUGUUACCCGCGCCUAUUGAGAAGCUCCCUGAUGCUUCAUUGCUCUUAAAUUCUCCAUUGUCAUCUCAGCAAAUUGGCACAGACCACUCUUCUCUAGUUGCAACUGCUAUGGCCGAGAAUGCAUCACGUAAGAGAGAUUCAGUUGAAUCAAGUUCUUUGUAUGUUCGUGGUAAAAUUCCUAGAGGAAAUUUGCCUAAUUCUAAAAAUAUACCAGAUACUAGUAAGGGUUUGUUGAUGCCUCCCCAGCUUCAUGGAAGGAGCAAUGUUGUUACUGAAGAUAUCAACAAGCUUUUUGUUAAAAAAAAUUCACGAGGGAAAUCGUGAGCACUGGAAGAAUUUUCUUUGACAUACAAUUGAGGUUCCUGAGCUUUCAUUGUGGAGAUAGGUUCUGCUUUCUGAUUUAUAGAAUUUUUCAUUCUCUAAGCUCACCAAGUUAAGGUCUAUCCAUGUAUGUGUUUAUCCUGCCCUUGCUCUUAUUCAGCUUUAGUUAUAGCUCAUUUCUCACUUGUAGGUUGUCUUUUGUUGCUUCUGAUGUCAAUACAAUUGUAUAAAGCCAUAUGUUUCUGAAAAUGGUGACUGAUAUAUCUUAGUUUUUCAGAGCCCAUAUGCCAGAUUUUGUUUGUACCUUGACUCAGUGUGCAGUGGCAUCUAUUUUACAUUGAUAUGCAAACUUUUGCUUUAGGGCUUUCACCCAGUCUUAUGUCACCCAUGUCUGGUGUUAAUUGCUUACACUCCAUAUUCCACGAUCAAUACUUUUCAUCCUUUUUUGUUAUCGUAUGUCUUUUCCAUGCUACAACAUAGUGUGUCGUUGCUCAUUCUUGGCUAAGGUAAUACUGCUGAAAUUGUAUAACAUUGCAAUACCAAAGCCUCAAUCGAAAUCAGCCCAAAUAUCUAUUUCUUGUAGGUAUUUAACAAACUUUAGCUUCGCCAUUCAUUUCUAUCUGGUGCUAGCCCUUUACAUGUUAGUUAAAUUCUGUUAAGUCAUUUUGAGUCUUCACAACUUCCGUAGAGCCUAAAGCUUAGUCUACUAAAUUAGAAUUUUAAAACUAGUCUUUUGUCUUUGGGAUGGCUCAAAAUGUUAGUUCUGGAUGGUGUGCAUUGUAAAUCUCUAGGUUGUAUAUUGGUCAUGAAAAUGAAUCGGAAUUUCAAAGGGGAUAAUAGGAAGCAACAUGAGUUCAUGCGUUCAUGGAGUCGUAUUUGAGAAAAAUGUCCUCAUGCCAAUUAGAGAACUUCCACAGCAUAGUGCAGAAUAUCAUCCGCAUCACCGUAUCACAACCAUAUCGUUAAGGAUUUUGUGCUUACGGAAACUAAAAUAUAGGCCAAGAUAACUGCAAACCCAUAUGCAUUGAUAACAAAAGUUGUUACGCGACCUAUAUUGCAACUGUAAUUGAAACUAUAUUUUUGUAGUGUUUCAGAUUGACCCUAGACGUUUACGGCCAGUUUGUUAGUAGGUAUUAAUUGGUGAAAAUGGUAAAGGAAAUUAGUGUAAUUUGGGUAGGAAAUCACUUGACAAGUUAAAUGUCAUACCUGUUCUCCUCCAAUCAUCUCAUAUUCUUCACAAAAUUUAUUCUAAUGCUUUACCAUAUUAAAAUUUUGUAUUAUGUUAUAAUGAAAAAUUGUGAACAAAAAACUUUUAAAUGAUCAAAGUUUCAUUACCAUGGGAAUAACAUGGUACAUUUCAUGAAAAAUUUACACUACAAACCAUUCACGUUACCAUUGUUUAGUACUAAAAACCAAACGGGUGGUUAGAGUAUACGAUUAGAACCGAGUGAAGUUAAGUCCUUAGGAGACAUUACCUGAAUCUGCUAUUGUAGGGUGAUAUAUACAAGAAAUUCAAUCAACUUAUGAUUUAUUGAUGAAAAUUUUGGUUGAGGUCGCUAUCAAUAGUCUACUAGAAGAGAUGAAAAAAGGUUUGCCAUCUCCAUGAUCAAGUUGUCUUUUUGGUUACAAUGGUCGGAGUGCAGUAGGAAGGUGUUUUAACUGCUUCUUUGAAAUCUUAGUUUUAUUGUUGAGUUGGUUAUGUCUAGGUUUAUGAAUUUUAUUUAUUACUCUCUUAAUGCGUGAGUUUAUUAAUAAGCCUCUCAAGAUCGUUGUUGAAAUUGAGGUCAUUCAAGUCAGUUUAUUCCGAAUUUGUUGUGAAUAAGCAGUCCAUGUGAAUUUCGAGCGGUAGAAAAUCAAUUUUCUCAAAUUGGGCUACAUGUGCAUUAGUUUUGUUGAGUCUUGUGAGAAUACUAAUGCAGUCACCAUAUCGGAAACAUCAUUUUGACCGCACUGUAAUGAAUCCCUCAAAGGGAUAGAUAAAUUGUUAACAUCUAAUAAAAAUGCAAAAUCAUAACAAGAAUUAGUGCGUGUACCACUAGUUUGGUCAUGUUUCGCAGUGCUGAACAAGGCUUCUUAACCAUCAUGGCUUUAUAGACCUGAGGUUCUCAAACUGGGAUCUUAUAUUUACAACCCUUAACUUCUAGCUUGAUGAGAGUGUAUCGGCAAGUGUGCCUCAGAACUACAAUGAUCAUCAAUGUACUUGAUGUCUAAAGUGUCUCCAUCCAAGCCAGCAGCAUGUCUAUAUCUUUUACAGUUGUAUGCGUUGUAGGCACAAAUGCUAAUAGAUGUAAACAUGCUUUUGUAUCUAAUGCAACUAAUUGUUGAAUUUAACUGCUAAAUUAGUUGAUUUCUUAUGUGGACAGAAAGCAAAGGUAUUGAAUAAGGUAGUGAGAGUUUUAGUGACAUUUGGUCUAGUUAGAUUUAGGAGCUUCUUUCUUCGAAUUGGAGAAAUCCAAGGCAAGCCAACUGGUAUAUGUUUCAGCCUAUAGUGUUCGUCCUUGUGGUGUUGGUUAUGAGAGGAGCAUAUCCCUGAAUGCGUUGUUGCCAUGAAUGUCAUUAGGUGGCUCUAUGGCUAGUGGUGGCACACUCCAAGUGCUAAAGUAAGCCGCAUCACCGUAUUUGCGAUCAUGUUCACCCACAGGAACAAGACUGCUGUUAGAGGAACGAAACCUGCAGAUAUUUUUAACUUUUAGGAAGUGGUUGUGGGUUUGAGCCUUGAUGUGUUUUGAUAUCUUGCAUUUCCGUUGGUGCUCUUGUUGCAAAAUUCUAGUCCUUGUAUUGCCAAUACACUACUAUUUAAAAUCCCCCAUUCUCCUGAAAUGGCUUUUGUAAAAUUUAUGUUAUCCUCAUUAACCUGCUUCGUGUAAUUCCAGUAGCCAAGAAAGUAUCUACAACUUUGUCUUCAAUCGCAACAACUGAUCUUUCAUGUUGUUGGGUUAUUUACACGAUCGUUGAAACUGAUCUAUUAGGUCAGAUAUCCGACUCUAUUUUUUUUGGGGUUAACAUUAUUUUGAUGCUUCUGAAGCCUUGUUAAUAUUCUCUAUUCUCAAAUCAUCUGAUAGUGUUGGGGUUUUUCCAUUAGAAUCCAAAAUAUAUUUCUGAAAUUGAUGGGUGAGCGACUAGAAUGGAAAUCUUUUUCUUGAGAGUUAAAACUUAAAAAGGGUAAACGUUCAAUAUCUAAGAAUGAAGUUUUAGUUGGAGUGUUUAAUCUGUAUCUUACUUCAGAGCCUGUGACUAUGCUAAGAAAAAUUGCUGAUAGAAGAGUAUCCAACAGACCAACACACUGUUUGUAUAUAGUUGAUUUCAUUCCAUAUUUUCUACUUGUACCCAUAUAUUUUACCCGUACCCGUACCUGUACCUGUACCCUUACUGAUGCUUGUAAACAUCAUGUAAUUUAGUAUCCAAUUAAUUGACGUAGGCAUUCAAUUUUGGUAAAACCUCAUGGUUAAAGAGGGGGAAAAUUGUGAUUUGAGAUUGAGAGUUACGCUAGGGAAAAUUGUCUUUUUUUUUUUUUAUUUUUUUUAUUUUUAUUUUUUAUUUUUUUGUUUUUUAGAUCACGUGACCUUUGCUGGUUGAGACAUGUAAAUUUUUGAUCAAAUUAAAAAUUAAUUUUCUUACAUUAAAAAAUAUUAUUUCAAUUUAUUAUUUGUUUUGGUUCUACGUGAUUGUUUGUGAUCACUACAUUUUUAGUUAACUUAUGUCUAUUGAGCCAAUAUUUCUUUGAU